Molecule: messenger RNA, 7401 nt
Organism: Oryctolagus cuniculus (rabbit)
Lineage: Eukaryota; Metazoa; Chordata; Mammalia; Lagomorpha; Leporidae
Source: RefSeq, a predicted model, not a curated record
AUGCCAUUGUUGGCAGUCCCCUACUUCUGUGUCCGGCCAGAGGUGGAGGAGGGCGGAGGGCCGGUCCUUCCAAAUCUGAGUGCACGGACAGAAGGCGGGGGUGGGGGUGUCCCCCAGUGGCAGGGCGUUGGGCCGCCCGGCGAGGGGCGCGCGCGCGUUCCCGGGUUUCUGGGUGGGCCCCCGCGGCUGUCGUCUCGGGUCCGGCCGGAGGAGGGAGGCGCCAUGGAGCCCCGGGGCAGAGGAUCACCUUCUGGGCACUCAAACCUUUCUGGGGCUGGAAAUCCCAAGGAAAAUGGCAUACCCCCUGUAGUGCUGCCCCCUGGUUCCCAGGAUGCACUGGUCAGGGGCAUGGCGGAGACUCUGACCCAGUGGGGGCAGCUGGAUCAGCCUCAGGGCGAUGAGCCAGAGAAGCACCGGAAUCUGGUCUUGCUGGGGCUUCCAAUUUCCACGCCUGAUGUAAUCUCUCAGCUGGAGCGUGGGGAGGAGCUGGGGGCGAAAGGAGCCGGUUCAGCCUGGGCGAGAACACCAGAAAGCAAGAUGCUAAAUCUGGAGGACCUUGCCAAGGAGGAGUCAGCCCCUGGGGUGCUGCUGGAAAGACUUCCAGAGGGAAGUCCCAGGGGAGGGGAGGCUCCUCUAGAGGGUCAGCAGCAAAACCGCGAGAAACAUUUGAUGCAGGAAGUUGUCACUCAGAAGCAACCUGGGGAGAGAAGUCACCAACGCGAUGACUGUAAAAGGAAUUGUAGUCGGAGGUCAUUACUGGGUCAGCAACAAGGAGAGAGCCUACGGGAUUGUGAUUCUUUUAAACGGAAAUUGAAACAGAAUUCAGACGUAAGCAGGCAUGAGCGGACGUACGCGGGAAAGAAACCUUGGAAGUGUAAUGAGUGUGAAAAGGCCUUCAGCUACUACUCAGCUUUUGUCUUGCAUCAGAGAAUACACACGGGAGAGAAACCCUACGAAUGCAAGGAAUGUGGCAAAGCCUUUAGCCAGAGCAUACACCUUACCCUGCACCAGAGAAUUCAUACUGGGGAGAAACCCUACGAAUGUCAUGACUGUGGGAAGGCCUUCAGUCACCGCUCGGCCCUUAUUCGCCAUCACAUAAUCCACACUGGAGAGAAACCCUAUGAGUGCAACGAGUGUGGGAAGGCCUUUAACCAGAGCUCAUACCUUACUCAACACCAGCGAAUUCACACUGGAGAGAAACCUUAUGAGUGCCGCGAGUGUGGGAAGGCGUUCAGCCAGAGCACAUUCCUCACCCAGCAUCAGGUCAUCCACACUGGAGAGAAACCUUACAAGUGCAAUGAAUGCGGCAAAGCCUUUAGUGACCGCUCGGGCCUCAUUCAGCACCAGAGAACGCAUACUGGAGAGAGGCCGUACGAGUGCCUCGAGUGUGGGAAGGCCUUUGGCUACUGCUCCGCCCUGACUCAGCACCAGAGGACUCACACUGGGGAGAAGCCCUACAAGUGCAGCGAUUGUGCCAAAGCCUUUAGUGACCGCUCAGCCCUGAUUCGUCAUCAGAGGACACACACUGGAGAGAAGCCUUACAAGUGUAAGGACUGUGGAAAAGCCUUCAGCCAGAGCUCAUCUCUUACGAAACACCAGAAAACUCACACUGGAGAACGACCGUACAAGUGUAAGGAGUGCGGGAAAGCCUUCAGCCAGAGUUCAUCCCUUUCUCAACAUCAGAAAACUCACCCUGGAGGGAAAGCCAAGCAGUACGGACAAGUCUGUAGUGAGCAUUCAGCCUUCGGCCAACAAAAGAGAAUUCAUACUGGAUAAACACGGUGCACUCAGAGUGUGUUUACUGAGUACCAUAUUGAGGAGGCUACAGAGAAAUUGAAGGCUUCGAUACAAAAGAAGUGCUGGGAAGUCGUUGUUGAUGUGGAGCAUAAUGUACUUAGGCUGUGAAAGGGGGGAGGGCUGCAUUUUAAAAAUGUACUAAUGUAGGACAGUGAUUUCCCCGGGGAGAUUCUUGUACCCUAAUGUGUAUGUAAGCUAGCAGAUCCUCGAGAGUGAAGUAAGAGUUUGCCAUGGUGGAAGCUGACAUGUCUUGGCUGGGCUGGAUAGCACAAUGCUAAGGGGUUAAAGUUUUAAAGAGAAGAGUGGGCCUUUUAGGGAAAUGGCAAGGGAAGAAAUAAGGAAUUAGGAGUUCACAGUGAGCUGUCCAGGGUUGGACUUGGUCGAGGAAGGCAAGUUGUCCUUUAGUUGUAAGUACACGAGUGCGUAAGAGGUAGAUGGGACGGAUAGAAAAAAGGGUCGGUUGACUGUGACAGCUACUCGACUGAACAUUCACAGAAGGUACAGACUUGCCAGUGGGGCAGCUGCCAGGUUCCCAUGAGGGCGGCUUCCCCUGAAGCUGACGAACGUCGGCCCGCAGGGCUGCCUGGAACCGUGUGUCUUUCCAACCUAGCUUAUUAGACACCGCCUACCCAGAGUCGCAUUAAUUUUGAAGAUCAAGAGCUAUAGCUUAGAAGAGGGAGAGGACACGAGAGACCUUUGAUGAGUUCAGUCUGUUUUAAGCUAUUAAUGUUACCUGGAAAUGUGCUUAUUUAUAAAGGUUUACCUCAGUUUUGUGUAUUUUGUACCUUAGGUUUUUUUUUCAUUCCAUAGUAAAAUUGAGCUGUAGACUUGCACUGACAUUAUGUAUUAGAUUGUAAAAAACUUGAAAAGAUUUUUAAAUACUUGCCUUCUACCAUUUUACUCUUGGGGAGAGGCAGCUAACAUCAUCUCUUUUUCGUUGAAAUUUUGAAGGUUAUUACUAGAGAAUUUUUUCAUGCAAUAUUUUUUAAUUUUUAGUAGUCUCACUGUGACGUGUCUUUGUGUUGAUUUCUUUUGGUUUAUUUGAAGAUUGCUGAGUUUCUUCCAUCUAUAGAUUUUUGUCUUUUGCCAAAUUUGGGGAAUUUUCAACUGUCAUGCCUGCAAACACAUUUUUAUCCUACCCCACCCCUUCUUCCCUCAUUCUGAGACUUUGAUAACAGAAAUGCUAGGUCUUUGGUUAUAAUCACAAAAGUUCCUGUGGCUCUGUUAACUUUUUUUUUGAAAGAUUUUAUUUAUUUAUUUGCAAGGUAGAGCUACAGACAGAGAGAAGGGUCUUCCAUCAGUCAGUUCACUCUCCAAAUGACUGCAAUGGCCAGAACUGGGCCAAUCAGAAGCCAGGAGCCAGGAGCUACUGGGUCUCCCAUGUGGGUGCAGGGGCCCAAGGACUUGGCCAUCUUCUGCUGCUUUCCCAGGCACAUUAGCAGGGAGCUGGAUCAAAAGUGGAGCAGCCGGGACUUGAACUGGCGGCCGUAUGGGAUGAUGCUGGUGCCACAGACAGAGGCUAAGCCCACUAUACGCAGCGCCAGCCCCUCUGUUAACUUUUUUUCAGUCUAUAUUGUCUUAGUCUGCUUGAUCUGCUCUAACAGAUAACCGUAGGUUGGUUGGCUCAGAGAAUUGUUACUUCUCACGCCUCUGGAGGCUGGGAAGUCCAAGGGCUCAGUUUCUGGCUAGGAGUUUCUUCCUGGCUUGCAGAUUUCUGCCUUCACACUGUGUCCUCAGGUGGGCUUUUCCCAGUGCGUGCACAAGGUGAGAGGCUGUCUCCCUCUUGUGAGGCCGCCAGUCCUAUUGGCCUCAUUGAACCUUAAGCACCUCCUAAAAACCCUGUUUCCAAAUGGAGUCACCCACCUGAAAUUCAGGAAGACAGUAGCUCAGUCUGUAACAUUCCACCCCAGCCCCUCUCCCUGCCCCCAGAUUGGCAUGCUUUCAUGCAAAACUCAUUACUUGUACCCCAAUAGUCGCCGAAGUCUUAACCUCAUCCCCACACAUCAAUUUUGAAGUCUAAAGUUUACAAUUUCACCUAAGAACCAUCUAGAUCAUAUGGAUGAGAAUACGGUUCAUCCUGAGGCAAGGUUCAUCUCCAGGUGGAAACCUGUGAAAUCUGACAACUUCCUUCCUUCCAAAAUACAAUCGUUUUACAGGCAUGGGGUAAACAUUCCUGUUCUGAAGAGGGAAAAAUAGGAAGGAGAAAGGGCGAUGGGUUCCUAGGAAGCGCCGGAUCUGGCAGAUUCCAGGAGACCUUAAGACUUCAGAGUGACCCUCUCCAGACUGUGCUCCGCCUUCUGGACCCACUGGAGUAGCAUUCCCGUCUUCCCCUGUAAGGCCUGGGGGGUCAUCUGGCCUCUUAGAGCCAAGGCGAUGACUCCAUUUCUUGAAACAAGUGGUAACCCUGCUGAUCUCUGAAUUGCCUUUAGGGACAUUCUUCCCUGUUCUUGAAGAAUUGUACUCACAGCCAAAAGCUCUAGUACCUGGUCUGGUAGGAUCUGAAAGGUGUGAUGGUCCUCCUUCAUUUUGCCUCUGUUUUCCUGUGCCCCUGAGUCCCGGCUGGCACUGUUUCUGCUGUCUAAUCCCAUGCUUACCACUGCAUUUUUAAAAGGUUUGUUUAUUUAUUUGAAAGAGUUACAGAAAGGGGGAGAGGGAGAGGGAGAGAGAGAGAGAGAUCUGCCAUCUGCUGGUUCAAUCCUCAAAUGGCCACAAUGGCUGGAGCUGGGCUGGGCCAAGGUCAGGAGGCCAGAGCUGCUUCUAGGUUUCCCACGUGGGUACAGGGAUCUAAGCACUUGGGCCAUCUUUCACUGCUUUCCCACGGGCAUUAGCCGGGAGCUGGAUCAGAAGUGGAGCAUCUAGGACUUCAAUUGGUGCCCAUAUGGGAUGCUCACUUCCCAGGCAGAGGCUUAACCUGCUACACCACAAUGCCGGCCUCCAAAAUGCAUUAUUUAAUUCAUCUCUAGCUGCUAAGCAGUAAGGAGGACCCAAGCCACACCUUCAGUGCUUUCCUUAGAUACCUUCUGCUAAAUAAUCUAUCACUCCCAAGUGCCACUUGUCACAAAACACUAGAAUACAGUUCAGACAACUUCUUUGCUACUUUGUAACAAAAAAAGCUCUUUCCUUUAGUCCCAAUAACGUAUUCUUUAUUGCCACCUGAGAGCCAGAAUGACCUUUUUUUUUUAACUUCCAUAUUCUAGCAUGCCCCUCAAAACUCACCCAUUACUCAGUCCAAAGCUGCUCCCACAUUUCCGGUAUUUGUCACAGCAGCGUGCCACUUCACGGUACCAACAUCUGAGUGUGUUCAGGCUGCAUAAUAAAACACCAGCGACAGGCGCCUCUAAAACUGGAGGCUUAUUUCUGGAAGUUCUAAGGGCUGGCCUUCCAAAGUUGGGCUUGAGCAGGGUCCAGCUCUGGUGAGGGCUCUUUUCCUUGCUUGUAGAUGGUUGCCGUUACACGGUGUCCGCACGUGAGCUUCUCACAGUACCCGUCCGUGUGUGGAGAGGGAGAGCGUGAGUUCCUUCUUAUCCAGCCCCGAUCUUGUUAGAUUAGCACCUCACCUUAUGACCUCUUUUAACCUUAAUUACCUCCUAAAAGCCUAUUUCCAAAUAUAGUAACAAUGGGAGUAAGGAUCUCAACAAUGAAUGUUAGGGGUACCUAAUCCAGUCCAUAGUCAUUUUCUCUGUUGAGAUUAUUUUUAGUUCUAUCUUCAAGUUUACUGUUUCUUCUCUGUGUCACUUCCCUUCUGCUGCUGAGCCCAUCAUUGAGUUUUAUUUAAGUUGCUGGGUUUUCGUGGUUUUUUUUUUUUUUUGGUUCUAUUGUAUUCCUUGUUCUAUCUCUGUUGAGACUUUCUGUUCUUGUAUUUGUGUCAAAUGUAUUUGCAAUUACUCCUUGAGGCAUUUUUAUGAUGGCUGCUGUCACAUCUGUGUCAGCUCGGCGUUGCUCUGUGCGGAUUAUCUUCUCAGUCCAGUUGAGAUUCUCUUGGGUCUUGAAUGACUUAGUGCUGACAUCUGGGCGCUGUGAGCAUUACGAUCUGAGACUCAGGAUCCUGUUUCAGUCUGUCUUGGCAGGCCUCCCGUGACAGUGUCCUGGUGGAGAGUUAACAGGACAUUGCUUUGUUACUGCAGUUCAUCAUUGGGGUUCCUCACUGAUAGGGAGCCUCGAUACUGCUGGUCAACUAGGCCUUCACUCAUACACCCCGGUUGGGAGAGUCAGGACUCUGUCUUUCUGCUCCCCACAUGGCUCCCACUGGUGCCAUGGGCUGGGGCAGGGGUGCACCUCCUGAUGUUCACUCUCCUCCUCUGACACCAGACCAGUUAGGAGGGGAAAUGUCUUGUCUCUGGGUAGAGCUGGAGGCCUAGUCUCCCCCACUGACUGUGGCCUCCACUGCUUCUGCCACGGGGAGGUCAGGGCAAGGAUGGCUUCUAAAAAGCUGCCCACUAACUUGGCCUUCUCUGACAGCACCUUGGGGUGAGGGUGGAGGCUGGUGGAGCCUCAUUACAGCCUAGUGAGGGUGCAGAUACAGGCUCCCCACUCAGCCCCUGGGAAUGGGGCUGCAGAUUUUUGCCUCUUGGGAUCUUUGGUUGAAGAGGGCAGUUGUCUAAGUCUACUGUCUUGCUAGGUGGCUCCCUUCAAAGUCCUUUGGCUAGAAGGAACAGAUUUUUUAGAUUUUUCUUGUGCCUUUUGUUUGUUUAUUUGUUUGGGGUCUAUACCUGUUGGCGUUUCUGGGUUGCCAGUUUUUCCAGAACCUGGUCUGGGAAAGAUGAGGCAAAAAGAGAACCCAAGAAACUGCUCUGAUGUUCCUCAGGUUGGUAGGUCCCUAACUGGUCCGCUCUUUCUCUACCUUUUGAAAUCUUGGUUUGCUUGUUUUACAUAUAAGACCUAGGAUUUUUUAGCUGUACUUAGCAAGAAGGAUAAGGGAAAGUAUUUUUCCCAUAACAGCCUUUUAUUUGACACUGAGAAAGCACACUGAGUUGUACUGAGAACAACCCAAAUUGUUAUGGCGUAGGUAGAUCAUUUGUAACCAGUUAGAAAUAAGUACCAAAGGGAACGGUCACUGGUUCCCCAAAGACAAGCUGCCAAGUUGAUAAGUAGAAGCCACCAGGCUGCUUCAUUUAGCUUUGACAGAGCUACAGUUGUUAAGUUGGGAAAAUGCCACUGUUCAGUUGCAGAUUACAAACUUGAGAAGGAAAGAUUGACAUGACAAAGACUAUAAAGCCACAGCGUUAGCAUUUUUUGUUUGUAUCUUUGUGCCAAGAGUAUGUGAGAGUGAAUUGGAUUUAUGCUUUUUGGAUUUUUUCUAAUUAUGUAUUAUCUGUAUGUGGCUAACUGUUCAUUUUAAUUUGAUACGUAGCAUAUGAAAUCAGAAAGAACCAACAAAAUCCAGGAUGACGAUAUUUGGGAUUUGGAAGAAAUCACUUAGUCCUUUGAAAUCUGUUUCCUUAUACUUGAGAGAGGUUAGAAUUAGGUAGACAACGGAUGCAGAGGUGACUUGUAAGCUGUCAACUGCAUAGAACUAUUAGGUAUCACUGAUAUAGUCGUAUAUAUGACGUGUCCAUCAUGUAUACCCUCUGAUGGAAUAGCCCAAUAAAAAUCAACUGAAUACAA